This is a messenger RNA of Sphenostylis stenocarpa, 1362 nucleotides long. The record is from the annotation of a GenBank genome assembly. NCBI's taxonomy places the organism in Eukaryota, Viridiplantae, Streptophyta, Magnoliopsida, Fabales, Fabaceae.
AUGACUAGCUCUAGUCUUCAACACCAUAUCUGGCUUGGAAGGAAGUAUUGGAUCCUUUCCACCUAUUUGAGGAUUUCGACUCGCCGCGUUGACUCGGUCUGGGUUGGAGUCGACUCAGUUCGCUUUUUCAUUCUCGCGGAUCUAAAGUUAGAUGUAUCAGUGUGCUCCUCAGAUCUGGUGCUGCUGUGUGUUGUAGAAGUCCCUGCUCUCUCUGUAGCUGUGUUUGUGCUAGCUCUUCUUUCCUUCCUGGCAUCGGAAAGUAAAGGGGACAUCAAAAUGAAGGCAUUGAUUCUGGUUGGGGGAUUUGGAACAAGGUUGAGGCCACUGACACUCAGUUUCCCUAAGCCUCUUGUUGAUUUUGCCAACAAGCCUAUGAUUUUACAUCAGAUAGAGGCCCUUAAGGCCAUUGGAGUUACUGAGGUGGUGCUAGCAAUCAAUUACCAACCAGAGGUUAUGUUAAAUUUUUUGAAGGAUUUUGAAACAAAGCUUGGCAUCAAGAUCACAUGUUCUCAAGAAACUGAACCACUAGGAACAGCGGGACCCCUGGCUCUUGCUAGGGAUAAGCUGAUAGAUGACUCAGGAGAGCCCUUUUUUGUUCUCAACAGUGAUGUUAUCAGCGAGUAUCCACUUAAGGAAAUGAUUGAAUUCCAUAAAGGCCACGGAGGAGAGGCUUCCAUAAUGGUAACAAAGGUUGACGAGCCAUCAAAAUACGGUGUGGUUGUGAUGGAAGAUAGCACAGGGAAGGUUGAUAAAUUUGUCGAGAAACCGAAAUUGUUUGUUGGCAACAAAAUCAAUGCUGGAAUUUACCUGCUGAACCCCUCUGUUUUGGACCGAAUUGAACUGAGGCCCACUUCUAUCGAGAAAGAGGUGUUUCCAAAGAUUGCUGCAGAGAAAAAGCUAUUUGCAAUGGUCCUUCCAGGAUUCUGGAUGGACAUUGGACAGCCAAGGGAUUAUAUUUCUGGUCUGAGGCUUUACCUGGACUCGUUGAGGAAGAAGUCAUCUUCUAAGUUGGCCAGUGGCUCUCAAAUUGUGGGGAAUGUCAUUGUGGAUGAGACAGCUAAAAUUGGCGAGGGAUGUCUCAUUGGACCUGAUGUUGCUAUUGGUCCUGGCUGCAUUAUUGAGCAAGGUGUUAGACUAAAAAGCUGCACAAUAAUGCGAGGAGUCAGGGUUAAGAAGCAUGCUUGUGUCUCCAGCAGUAUUAUUGGGUGGCAUUCCACUGUUGGUCAAUGGGCCCGAGUGGAUAAUAUGACCAUCCUCGGAGAAGAUGUCCAUGUAUGUGAUGAAAUUUACAGCAAUGGUGGUGUGGUUUUACCGCACAAAGAAAUCAAGUCCAACAUACUGAAGCCAGAGAUUGUCAUGUGA